AUGUCCUGUCCUGGUCGGUACUUUGCUGUGCACUCGAUCAAGGCGAUUGUGGUCGGGUUGUUGUUACGGUAUGAUGUUGAGUUUGAGAAGAAGGAUGGGGAGGAGCGGGGGAGGCCGCGGAAUGUUCAGGCGGGCAAUGUUAUUAUUCCUGAUCCGAGUGUGAUGGUGAGGGUUCGGGCGAGGGGGUAG
This is a messenger RNA of Plenodomus lingam JN3, 189 nucleotides long. The record is from RefSeq and is a predicted model, not a curated record. NCBI's taxonomy places the organism in Eukaryota, Fungi, Ascomycota, Dothideomycetes, Pleosporales, Leptosphaeriaceae.